Messenger RNA from Ctenopharyngodon idella (grass carp), 3922 nucleotides. Its product is annotated as growth arrest and DNA damage-inducible protein GADD45 gamma. Lineage: Eukaryota; Metazoa; Chordata; Actinopteri; Cypriniformes; Xenocyprididae. Gene Ontology annotation, cellular component: cytoplasm; nucleus. Gene Ontology annotation, biological process: regulation of cell cycle. The record is from RefSeq and is a predicted model, not a curated record.
UAUGUAUUAAAAUGUGUUUAUCUCUGGACCUAGUAUACUUAAAACUGUUUACACGAACAAAAAACUAAUAUCUCACCUCACUCUCUCCAACAGAUUCAAGUAACUUUGUUAUACUUGGGAUACAUUUCUCUUUAAGAGAUAUUUUAUUUGAUUAAAUACGAAUUUAGUAGGCAUUUAGCAAAAUGUUUUUAGUUAAAUGAAAUAAAAGGAUCAAAUUACACUUAUACAAACAAUUUGUUGAAUGUUAUGUGAACUUUAGUAGACUAUAUUUUAGCAGAGAAUUUAAUGGUGAAAGUGAGCAAAUGUGGAUAAGGGAUCGCAUCCCCCCCCCCGCCCUCAGCGCAAAAGACAGGUGGAGUGUGGCCAUCUGUGGACACACUGAAACGGCCCUAUUGUGCGUUCAGAAACUUCUAUUAUUAGACGCCUUUACAAAUGCAAAUACGAUGCGCGUGCCAUGACGCCCCGCUGCCCAAUCUGGCCAGCUACGAUCACAAACCACGUGAUAAGAUGCAGCUUUCCAAAUGUAGGCCACCCUGAAAAUUCAGCAAUGUUUAUAUUCGUAUAUUCUCCCUUUGCAGAAACAUUUGCAGCUUUAACGCAUUUAAUGAUGUGCGAAUAAACGACUUGUUUCAUAUGCAUUGAUAUUUUUGGUGAUUUUGUUCACAGGUGGUUUUAAAUCUGCAUAGAAAUCAUUAGAGGAAAAAAAUAUUGCAUCAUGUCAAUUUUAAGAAAAACUUCUGAAACAUUACUGAAUGCAAGCGUAUCUGGAAAUAACUAAAAAAGGUUUUUUGGUUAUUUGAGAGGCUCAAGAUAACAGGUUGACGAUGACUGAUGCAAGCCUAUUGUUACCCUGCAGAACAGGAGCAGAUGGAGAGGCCUCACUUUAGGAUGCCCCCACUGGCCCCUCGCAUCCCAGCAACACAUAUGACUAUUGUGUGCAAGUUUUUGUCUACUUCAAAAUGGAGCAUAAACAGAUUCAGCUGAACUUUUCGCUAAAUUGAAGCUGCAGCAGGAAAAAAACAGGACAGAAUGUAAAAUAUUGUUUUACUGAUAAUUUGCAAGUUGAGUUUCAUACUUGCAAACGUUAUAAAUGAUAGCUUAAAAUCUUAAAAAAAUAAAUAAAAUAAAAACCUCAAACACUUGCAAAAAUGCACAACGUCCUAUAGAGGCUUGUUCUUAUUUACAAAGUACAAAUAAGUAAAAAGAAAAUAACUCGUUUCAGACUUGCAACGAUGCAUUGUUCUAGUAUCACAUCUGCAGUCCGGGCAUCCCGUCCCUACCCCCCUUAGUGCGCGAGAGUGACAGGUGUUCCAAGACAAACCUGCUCGAGCGCAAAGCAGACUAAUCGAACAAUUGCUUUUACUUAGUCCCUCCUGCAGCUGCAGUCAGAUUAGGACAGUCAUCUGUUACAAAGCCAUUUCAUUUUCUAUAAAUGACUUAGCUGUCAUUAAAAGAAUAAAAGUCAGGCAAAAGUUUGUUCAGAUGUGUUCAAGACGAUUUUAAUUAAAAGUUCCAAACAUGCAAAUUAAACAUAUAAGCCUAUAGCUCACAUACAUUAAAACAAGUGCAUGGUUUAAAUGCAGUUAAGAAUAUUUAUAUCACGUUUAUUAUUUAAAGGCAGCAUAAAAAGCGUUUGUGUCUGCAGGCAUAAAUUGGUAUAAGUCUCAACUGCUAAAUACAGCUGAACUUUGCUCAGCUGAUCCUUUAUCUUCCCCCAUCAGCAGAUGGGGAGUGUUUCCAUAGCAAAAGAGAAGCACGUCCAGAUGCCACGCGCCGUAAGUCAAGCCAUGCAAAUUAGCCACGCGCAUGUGAGGAGAUCAGCAAUAGAUAAUAAAUAACCUUCAACACAUCAGCAAAAGUCUGAUAAAAUCACCAAUUUGUGAUAAGUUAACAUAAUUCACAUUUAUAACUUUUAACAAAAUGCUUGAUCAAACAAUAUCGACCCCAAUAAACCUUUUUUUUUUUUUUCUAGAAACAACUAAAACACCAAAAACUAAAACAUAUGCCUAACUAUUCAAAGAUUAGGUAAUGAUGGAAUAUGUAGGCAAAAUGUUAAUUCACUCAUGAUUGUUUUGAACGACGUCAAUAUUUUAGGUUGUUAACUUUUUCCAGUUUUUUAUUUUAUUUUAAUUAGAUUUUGGUGUUGCAUUCAUUAGUUCAUUUUAAACAGUAAAAUAUUCCAUGAACAACAAUUAUAAAAAACAGUAAAAGGCUGUUUAGUGUUUAAAAUCAUUUCUGAUGGAAUAAUAGCAAGUCACACCGCAGAAAAUGUCAACUUUUAAGUACCUUAUGCCAACAACCCAUCCAACAAUACUUUUCAGCUGUUGAAUUUAUGCCAUAUCUUUUGACUUGAAAAAGUCGGUCUGUUUAAUUAAGGACAAAAGUGAAAGGAUCAGAGUUUGAUCCUUUCUUACAGUUCUAUAGAUGUCACGCAUGUCUAAAGGCACGCGCCUUGGAUACGUCCGUUUCUAUUGUUCUGAACAGCCAAUCAGAACGCGAGGUGCAAACGCGUGCCACUGUCUCGCUAUAAGUACGGGUCGCGUGUCAGGUAGAAACUCAUUCCCAACUUAUUUCGCUCAGCUCGAGCCACUACUGUACUUAAAGCAGCCACUGCAUACUUUAAUCCAAACCAAGAUGGUUAAUGAAGGAAAAUCUCUGUCAGAAGCCCUGUUGUCUGCCAAGGCGGAGGGUCGCCUCACUGUUGGCGUCUACGAGUGCGCAAAAAUAAUGAACGAGGACCCUGACAGUGUGUCCUUCUGCCUUUUGGCCACUGAUGACUUUGAGUGUGACGUCGCUCUCCAGAUUCACUUUACUCUGAUCCAAGCGUUUUGCUUUGACAACGACAUCAGCAUCGUCAGAGUAAACGACCUGAAACGUCUCAACGCUCUUGUUGGAGGCAAGGGUCAACUGGAGGACGCUCAUUGUGUCCUUAUAACGAACCCAGCUGAGGACUCCUGGGAGGAUCCGGCUCUGGAGAAGCUUCAUCUGUUCUGUGAAGAAAGUCGCAGCUAUAACGAGUGGGUUCCUGAGAUCACUCUCCCCGAGCGUUGAUCUGGGCCUGCACUCUUCUCUGUUGAGAUGCUGUAAACCUUGAGGAAUACUCUGCUCAUCCUUUGAAGCAAGGAUGAUGAUGUUUCCACAUCCCUGGAUGCUCCUGAGGAGGCUGAACCGUCCAGGCAGCGCGAGGCAGGCCCGAGUGGCCCUCGCGGUUCUACGUCGUUCCUCGUCCCGUCCAUGCCAAGAUGAUCCUCAUUCUUUAUGUGAAUGAGGUCAGGUAUGCCACGAGAGCGACACAAUGGCCCUCAUUCUUUGUGCGGAUGAGGUUUGGAGAGAAAGGAGAAGCGAGUUUUGCCUCUGUUCCACAGAGCAAAUAUCGCAUGCGUUGGACACGCAGAGGACGCGGCGGUGCGUCGAAGCAACGUUUUUAAAAAUGGACUUUAACAUCUCGGACGUUUUUAAAAAUGAAAUUGCUGCACAAUAUAACGUACCUUAUUGUCGGCAAUGUGCUUUCCACUUUCCAGAAUUGUCUUAUUCUCUAAAGGUUUCACUUUAGAAAUAUUAAUAUGACAUAAAAGGGAAAAAAAAAUAACUUAAAAAAAAACUCUAAAGGUUUAACUUUAGAAACAUUUGAUUUGAAAAAAAAGAAAAAAGAAAAAAUGUUUAAAUAUGCUCUUAAUUUUUUUGUAAACAAAGGAAAAUGAAAAAAAGUGAACAUGAUUAAAUUUGUCUAAACUUUCACUUUAGAUAGGCUGUUUUGUAUGAGACAAAAUGAAUAAAAAUAAAAGAUAGUGUGAAUUCAACUUGUUUGUGCAGCAACUUCUUUAUGAAAACUAUCAACAGAAACUGUCAGUGACUUUAUAGCCUUCAUUUUUACUUGCAGUCCUUGGAAAACCUGAAUAAGCAGAAUAUUUUAUUAAUGUUA